AUGAGCGACAGAUUGGAAAAAACAGCGUCUUCUUUGGCUAUUGUAGAGAAAAAGCCUCAAAAACUAGGAGGAUGUGUGGGCAUUUUCUUUCAGCUCUUUGACUGGAACCGUAGAUUUGCAAAAAAGAAGUUCUUUUCCAAGAAAUUGCUUCCACCAGUUCGCUUGAAACAAGCUUCGAACAAAUUUGGUGGAGAUGAGAAUCAGCCGAAGCUUCGUUUGAUUGCUGAUGAGAAUAGUGGGGGAUUUCCUAGCUCAAGGAAAACGUGUGGGGUUAGUAAAGUUGAUCUUGAGCAAAGGCGUGAAAUGCGAGCUCCAGGUCUGGUUGCCAGGCUUAUGGGUCUGGAGUCCAUGCCGGCAUUACAGAAAGAGAAGUCGAAGAAAACAUCGUUUUCAGGAAAUGGGAAUGAUAAAGCAGAGAAAAUUGAGGAUAAAAUUUGUGGGUACAAGGGGGAUAAAGUGAAUGUGGAAAAAGGAGGGAGUAAAAAUGAAUUGAGGCCUCAAAAGCUUCUGAAGACCGGGUCAUGUGAGGUAGCUAGAAUGGGGGCCGAGGUAUUGCAUUUUACAAACGUUUUAUCAAGAUCAAGAAAGCUUCCUCCAAAACUUACUUCUCCAGUGAAAAGUCCCAGAACUCUUUCAGGGAAAAAUGCAUCUAGAAUAAUUGGUGCGGCAACUAGAAUUCUGGAACCUGGGUUGGCAAGGAGUAGGUCAAAACGUGCCCUUGCAUAUUCAAAUACCUUGCACAAUUCUUCUAAAGGAGAAACUUUUUCGGGGAUAACGACAGAUUUUUUACCAAGCCAAGUGGAAGAUUCUAACUACCGUGUUACUCAGCAGCCAAAGGUGCAAUCUUCUUGCAGAACUUGUGGGCAUUUGCUAGAUAAGUUGGAUUCUGAAUCAAGUGUAGAUGAACGGCCGAUGAUUUUUACUUCGGGUUUCUCACAUCAUGUUGAAGCCUCUUGUCAAAGGUCAGAAAGGAGCAGCCCAGGAAUGCCAACAUUUGAGGAGGUUCUAGAGGAAUGCCCAGUAACUGCAGGUUCAGCCGAAAAAAGAUUUCAACCUCGUGGUGCAUUUUCAUCAAAGAGGAAUCCUUUAAGUGGAGAAACGAUGUGGAAUUUGAGAAGCCAACAGUGCAAGCCUCAGAAGGACAUGCCUCUCUCUGAUGGUUUUAGUUACAGGACUCGGAGCCAAAAUCAGAUGCCACAGGCGAGAAAUAGACUUCCUCCAAGGUCAAAGUACAAUGGUCAGUUGAACAACAAAGCCUCAGCAUCAAUUGACGCAGAUGAGACGAAGGAUUUUGUUUUUAAUUAUCGAAGCUUAAGUGGGCGUAGGAAACCUGGGCUCUCCACUGGAGCUGAUAAUGGCAAAUUUGAAAUGGAGAGGAGAGCUGGUCACGGGCAGAAUGAUUCCAUAUUACCAGUGCGAAAGAGAAGGCCAAUUAAUAUCACAAGAGAAAGUGCAAGUCCCGGUUUCACAAUUUCUUUCAACAAACAAACUUAUACUGGUGCUCAUGUAAUGAGUAGACAAGAGAUGGAAUGUAAUGUUCAAUCCAUUAACCGCCAAAGCAAAAAUAGAUUGGAUCUUCAUCAAGAUAGAAGAACAGUUGGUGUUAGGAAGGUGGAUAGUGAUGUUUUAUUGAUGGUUAACUCUCCAGUGAAACAGGGCAUUGGAAUUCAUGCGGGUGUUGUGGAAAGAAGGAUUCAAAAUGAUUCAAGCGACGAGACCACUUCACAAAAAUUUGCAUUAAAUGAAAAUGAUGAAAAUAGAAAGUAUAAAAAACCAUUUCAUUUGAGUGGAGAUGCAUUAAGUGCACUUCUGGAACAAAAGUUGCAGGAAUUGAAUCUCCAAGGGGAGGAUGAGAUGAGAAUAGGUGGGAAUGCCCCCCGAAGGACCACAGCUAUGAUUCUCCAGGAGUUAAUUUCUGCCUUGACUUCAGAGAGAGUGUUUCGACAUGAUAACUCGGCUGCUACAUCUAACGGGAAAAGUGAUUCUCGUGAUUGUGGUGCUAUAUCCUACUCAAAAAUAUUAGACAAUUCCCAGGUCAAAGAAAAGACAGCUGAGUUGUUGGUUGACUGUCCGCCUGAUAGUGAACACCUUAGCCCAGGAUCUGUUCUUGAGGCUUCUUUUUCCAACGAGAGUUGUCUCUCUAGCAGUAUGUAUGAUAGCUCCGGGUAUAAAAUGCUCACUGAAACUUUGGAUUGCUCCUAUGAUGAUCCACAGUCUCUUUGCCGUGACAUUGACCUUUUAGAUUCUGCAACCACUGUAAAGACAGCAAAGAGUAGUAGAGAGUACAUUAUUGAUGUCCACAAAAAUAUUUCGGAAGUUUUAUGCUGUAUGGAAUUUGAUAAUUGUGGUUUAAGAGAAAGCAUGCUCGACUAUGCAAAAAAGGUUCUUUUGAAUGCUGAGUUGGUGUUUGGAAAUGCAACUCCCCCAGGCUCAAUUGCAAGGCAAGGUAUUUCAAUUAAAAACUUGUUCCUUGACCAGCUUGAAACACUAGCAAGUGUUCUCCAGAUGAAUCUUGAUUGCUUUCUUAACAUUGAGGACGGGAAAGAGGUGAAUCAACUGAGAAGAUUUACUUUUGAUUCUGUCAUAGAAUUCUUGGACUCGAGAUUCGGUCAAUAUGCUAAAUCCAGGUAUAAAGUCUCGACGAAAUUGCCAUUUUUUGUGAACACGGAGAUGUUGAUUUUUCAUAUUGUGGAGGAGGUCAGAAGGUGGGGAGAGUCAUCUGUUUUGAUAUAUGAUGAGUUGAUAGAGAAGGAAAUGAGUGAUUCAUUAGGCCAAUGGACAGAUUUUGAUGUCGAAAAAUUUGAAAUUGGCAUUCAAAUUGGCAUGCACCUGUUCCAGAUUUUAGUUGAUGAGAUCGUUGUAGAACUUUGGAACUGCAGGCCGAAUUCCCUGUCGAUUGCACAUGGCUUUCACUAA
Fraxinus pennsylvanica is the source of this 2916-nucleotide messenger RNA. NCBI's taxonomy places the organism in Eukaryota, Viridiplantae, Streptophyta, Magnoliopsida, Lamiales, Oleaceae. The record is from the annotation of a GenBank genome assembly.